UCGCCUCCAUUGCCAAGGAUUGCCUUGAUUCCAGGAUCCCGAAGGAACUCAAUCAUUUUCUAACAAGGGUCACGAGAGAGGGCAUGGACAAGGUCUUUCCUCUGAUCAACUCCGAGUUUAACUACUGCAUCAUGAGCAUUGUCCGCCGAGAUGCACACAGGUCUUUCCUUGCCUUCCCUCUUGAUCCUGGUUCCAUUGACUGCAUCUGGGCUCGAGGGAUGGUCCAAAAUCUAUCCUUCACCCAGGUCAUCAUCAACAUGAUGGGAGAGAUGCCGGAAGCGGAUGCGGUGGGAAUUGGAGCUUACAACAACAACAACGACAACAACAACAACAACAACAAUGACGAUGGCGGCUGUGACGAUGAUGGCGGCAGUGACAACCAUGGCAACAACAACAACAACAACAACAACAAUAACAACGACUACAGCGGCAGCGACGUCCACGGCAGCAGUGGUGUUGAGAGCGGUGUCUGGGCAUCUCAGAUCAUCAUCAGCAUGAUGGGAGAGAUGCCACAAGCGGACGUGGUGGGGAUGGGGGAUGCCAACAACAACAACAACGAUGAUGGCGGCAGCGACGACGACGGCGGCAGCGACGAUCACGGCACCAGCGGGGCAGAGAGCAGCAGCAUGAUGGGAGAGAUGUCGCAUGCUGACGUGGUGGGGAUUGGGGUUGACACGGAUAAGAGGCUUACCAUCUCCCCCCCCUUCCCCUCCUUCAACCCCGUUGUCUGGCUGAGGAUAGGAGUAGGAUAGUCGAUGUUGAUUGGGUUGCCCGACCCGCAAUAUCAAUCAACAACAGGGUACUGAUCGCCCCGUGGGAUGGAGGUGGGCUGGUUAGGGACUAGAAUGCAGGUGGUCAAUCCUUCCCUUGCGCAGGGAAGUAAUCAAUGCCCCUGCUCUCUUUGGACAAUGGGUAAUGGAAGCUGCACUUGCCGUCCAGAUCACACAGAUUACAUCAUUGAUAAGAAUCACACACAUCAUCUCUUUGUUAGGGUUUCGGGUUAUUGCAUAAAGGAAGCUGGACUCGACGUCCAGAUCACACAUAUUACAUCACUGAUAGAGAUUCGUGCUUAGUCUUGAUUGAUAAAGAUCAUACGCAUCA
Messenger RNA from Chara braunii, 1101 nucleotides. NCBI's taxonomy places the organism in Eukaryota, Viridiplantae, Streptophyta, Charophyceae, Charales, Characeae. The record is from the annotation of a GenBank genome assembly.